Molecule: messenger RNA, 1800 nt
Organism: Aegilops tauschii subsp. strangulata
Lineage: Eukaryota; Viridiplantae; Streptophyta; Magnoliopsida; Poales; Poaceae
Product: probable serine/threonine-protein kinase PBL19
Biological process (GO): protein phosphorylation
Molecular function (GO): ATP binding; protein kinase activity
Source: RefSeq, a predicted model, not a curated record
CAGGCAGCAGCAGUCCAGCCCAGCACCUCCACCGCCACCUCGCGCGCGCCAUCAGCUAGCUAGGAUAGGACGUGCCCCGUCCCCCCGCCGAAACCGCGCCGAGCUUUCUCAUCCCGCUCCGUCCACGCCGCGAUCCACACCCUUCCCUGUCCCCCACCCCCCUCCUGGAAAUUCGGCACCUUCACACCGCCCUAUAGCUACCAGUACAAAACACGAGCCAGCCUUCCUUGCACGGCUACUCUGCUCUCCCCUGCUCUGCUCUUCCCCUGAGACGGACGGCACACGCCCCGUUCCUUGCCUGUCGUCCCGUGGCGCGCACCGGCGCUCGAGCCGAGCCCCUCACGCCCGCCACCGCGGCAGCUCGCCAGAGAACGCGCCGAGAGAUGAGCUGCCUGGGGUGGCUCAACAGGAGGAAGGGGUCCGGGAGCGGGAGGCGGGGCUCCUCGGCCUCGGCGCCGGCCACCACGAUGACGACCAUGACCACCACCACCACCACCACCACCACCACCGGGUCGGCGGUGAGCACGAGCCGGUCGGACGACUCCGGGGCGGGGCGGCCCACCAGCAAGUCCACGGGCUCCGCCUCCUCGCAGCGGAGCAUCUCCUCGCUCUACGAGGAGCGCGGCCACGGCCAGCUGCGCGCCUUCGAGUACGACGACCUCCGGGCCGCCACCAACGACUUCGGCCGCGCGCAGAAGCUCGGCGAGGGCGGCUUCGGCGGCGUCUACAAGGGCUUCGUCCGCCCGCUCGACCCCCGGGCCGACCGCAUCGCCGUCGCCGUCAAGCGCCUCAACACGCGCGGCCUCCAGGGACAUAAGCAGUGGCUGGCAGAAGUACAGUUCCUUGGGGUUCUUGAGCACCCAAAUCUUGUAAAGCUUCUCGGAUAUUGUGCCGUUGAUGGUGAAAGGGGGGCCCAAAGAUUACUGGUCUAUGAGUACAUGCCCAACAAGAGCCUGGAAGAUCACUUGUUCAGCCGAAUCCAUCCUGCUCUCUCGUGGAACAGAAGGCUUCAGAUUAUCUUGGGUGCCGCUGAAGGAUUGGCUUACCUCCAUGAAGGGCUGGAACUUCAGGUGAUCUACCGGGACUUCAAAGCGUCGAACGUGCUGCUGGACAAGGACUUCCAAGCGAAGCUAUCAGACUUCGGGCUCGCGAGGGAGGGGCCAACAGAGGGGAACACUCAUGUCUCAACUGCGGCUGUGGGGACGCACGGGUACGCGGCGCCGGAAUACAUCGAGAAGGGGCACCUGACGGCGAAGAGCGACGUGUGGGGCUUCGGGGUGGUGCUGUACGAGAUCCUGACGGGGCGGCGGUCGCUGGACAGGAACCGGCCGCAGGGGGAGCAGAAGCUGAUCGAGUGGGUGGUCCAGUUCCCGCCGGACAGCCGCAACUUCCGCAUGAUCAUGGACCCCAAGCUCCGCGGCGAGUACUCCUCCAAGGCGGCCCGGGAGAUCGCCAAGCUCGCCCAGAGCUGCCUCCUCAAGAACCCCAAGGAGCGGCCCGCCAUGAGCGAGAUCGUCGAGGUGCUCAGGCGAGCCGUGCAGACCGAGCAAGCCUAUGUGGACAAGGCACCCGUCGCCGGCAACGGGAAGAGGGUCAACGUGGCGCCGCCGUCGAGGAGGUGACUGAUGUGCUGUCGAGGAGAAUUCCUUGUCCCUCCUUUUAGGCGAGGUUUGCGUAUAGCUAUGUCAACAUGAGUUUAGAUGAUUUGGGUUGUCGGAUUGUUGAUAGUGUUUUCCCCUCUUCUUUGAGGCUCAUUUGAGUGAAGAAUCAGUUACUGUGGAAUGCAAAUUAACCAGCCAA